Messenger RNA from Gigantopelta aegis, 648 nucleotides. RefSeq lists its product as uncharacterized. NCBI's taxonomy places the organism in Eukaryota, Metazoa, Mollusca, Gastropoda, Neomphalida, Peltospiridae. Bases 1 to 648 code for a protein of 215 amino acids. The transcript has a single exon. The record is from RefSeq and is a predicted model, not a curated record.
AUGGCAAGGUCUACUUUUGGUCAACUUCAGGAGUUUCAACCUGAAUCAGAAACGAUUGCUGCCUAUUUGGAACGUGCAAGUCUCUAUUUCCAAGCUAACUCUAUUGCAGAAGAGAAGCAAGUAGCAGUAUUCCUAAGCGUAAUUGGAGCGAAGAAUUACUCUUUACUACGCUGUCUCACGGCACCAGAAAGGCCACAAGACAAGUCCUACGAAGACCUUGUGAGCGCACUCACGACACAUUUUCAGCCAAAGCCGAUAGUCAUUGCAGAAAGGUUCCAUUUUUAUCGUCGAAAUCAAGCAGUCGGAGAAUCGCUGGCACAGUACAUAGCCGAACUACGUCGGCUAGCUACUCACUGCGCCUUUGGCGAGCAGCUAAAUGACGCACUACGGGAUAGACUCGUAUGUGGGCUGAGAAGUGAAAGCAUUCAAAAAAGAUUGCUAACAGAGGACAAUUUAACAUUUGCGAAAGCUUAUGAUCUCGCCCAAGGAAUGGAAGCGGCUGACAAGAACUCGAAGUCUCUACAAGGAGGAGACGGGAUAGUCCAAAAGAUAAACGGGCCCUCCCAGAAACCCAAGAUAAAGGGGGAAGAGAAGCCUGCUAUCGAUGUGGUAAGCAAAAUCACACGGCGAAAGAAUGUAGAUUUCUAG